AUGCCGCCCGACGAGGUCAAGGUCCUCCGCAUCUGGUUGCCGCAGGUCUGCGUAAGCGUCUGUGGCGCGCUGCUCGUGCACCCCGGCUACAGCGUCGCCUUUGCGCUUACGCUUGUGAUCAACUGCAUGGCUCUGCCGCUCUGGAUGCGGCUCGGGCACUGGCAACGCAGCCGGCGCUGGGGCGCCAUUGUCAUCGACGUCAUCGCGAGCUUUCUCCUCGGGGCUCGCUCGCCACGUGUAUCUGGCCGGUACAUGGCCAUCACCUCAGGCGCCGACUUCGUCGUACACACGAUAUUGAACGCUGCCUUUUGGGCGGCGCUCCAGACGCUGGCAAUCGCAGGAUCAAGUUGA
Messenger RNA from Saprolegnia parasitica CBS 223.65, 351 nucleotides. RefSeq lists its product as hypothetical. Lineage: Eukaryota; Oomycota; Saprolegniomycetes; Saprolegniales; Saprolegniaceae. Bases 1 to 351 code for a protein of 116 amino acids. The record is from RefSeq and is a predicted model, not a curated record. The transcript has 2 exons.